Scleropages formosus (Asian bonytongue) is the source of this 669-nucleotide messenger RNA. Its product is annotated as salivary glue protein Sgs-3-like. NCBI's taxonomy places the organism in Eukaryota, Metazoa, Chordata, Actinopteri, Osteoglossiformes, Osteoglossidae. The transcript has 4 exons. The record is from RefSeq and is a predicted model, not a curated record. The annotation marks the transcript as partial.
CCCACAACAACUGAAACAACAACCACUCCAACGACAACCGCAACGUCGACCACAACUGAAAAUACGACAACUCCCACAACAACUGAAACAACAACAACUCCAAUGACAACCGCAACGUCGACCACAAUUGAAACACCUACAACUACCACAGCGACGACAACCGCAACAUCGACCGCAACUGAAACAACAACCACCCAGACGACAACCGCAACGUCGACCACAACUACAACUACCACCCAGACGACAACCGCAACGUCGACCACAACUGAAACAACGACAAUUCCCAAAACAACUGAAACAACAACCACUCCAACGACAACCGCAACGUCGACCACAAAUGAAACAACAACCACCCAGACGACAACCGCAACAACUACCACCCAGACGACAACCGCAACGUCGACCACAACUGAAACAACUCCCACAACUACCACCCCGACGACAACCGCAACAUCGACCACAAAUGAAACAACAACUCCGACAACUACCACCCGGACGACAAACACAACGUCGACCACAACUGAUACAACGACAACUCCCACAACUACGACCCCGACGACAAACGGAACGUCGACCAAAAUUGAAACACCUACAACUCCCACAACAACUGAAACAACAACCACUCCAACGACAACCGCAACCGAAAACCGGAACGUCAAACACUACUGA